Magnolia sinica is the source of this 1179-nucleotide messenger RNA. RefSeq names its product endochitinase. The coding region runs from base 58 to 1038 and encodes 326 amino acids. The record is from RefSeq and is a predicted model, not a curated record. The transcript is spliced from 3 exons. Lineage: Eukaryota; Viridiplantae; Streptophyta; Magnoliopsida; Magnoliales; Magnoliaceae. Gene Ontology annotation, molecular function: chitin binding; chitinase activity. Gene Ontology annotation, biological process: chitin catabolic process; defense response to fungus; carbohydrate metabolic process.
CGCCUAUAUAUACACGUCUCUCAUCUCAUAAACCCCAACAAUCCUAGUACUGAGAAAAUGAGGACCCGUGCCUUGAUUUUCCUCUCCUUGGCUUCCUUGCUAGGAGCCUUUGCAGAACAAUGUGGGAGGCAGGCUGGUGGAGCCUUAUGCCCUGGAGGCCUAUGUUGUAGCCAGUUUGGUUGGUGUGGCAACACCGAUCCCUACUGCGGUGAAGGUUGCCAGAGCCAAUGUGGUGGUAGCCCUACUCCCGUACCUCCAACGCCUCCGAGCGGCGAGGGACUUAGCUCCCUCAUCCCUCAGUCUCUGUUUGAAAAUAUCCUUAAGCACCGGAACGAUGCGGCAUGUCCUGGCAGGGGAUUCUACACUUACAAUGCUUUCAUAUCCGCUGCAAGUGCCUUUGGUGCAUUUGCGACGGUUGGGGACACAGCGACGCGUAAAAGGGAGAUCGCAGCUUUCCUAGCACAAACCUCCCAUGAAACUACAGGGGGGUGGGCCACUGCACCGGAUGGACCGUAUUCUUGGGGAUAUUGCUUUAUCCAGGAACAGGGUAAUCCUCCUGAUUACUGUGUACCAAAUGCUCAAUGGCCAUGCGCUCCUAAUAAAAAGUACUACGGCCGAGGACCCAUCCAAAUUUCAUACAACUUUAACUAUGGACCGGCUGGAAGAGCGAUUGGGUCUGACCUCCUCAACAACCCUGAUCUGGUGGCCACUGACCCAGUCAUUUCAUUCAAAACUGCAUUCUGGUUUUGGAUGACCCCACAAUCCCCCAAACCCUCGUGCCAUGAUGUCAUUACCGGCAGAUGGACGCCCUCAGCCUCCGACAGGGCUGCCGGUCGGCUCCCAGGAUACGGCGUCAUCACCAACAUCAUCAAUGGAGGACUCGAAUGCGGCCAUGGCACUGACAGUAGGGUGGCAGACCGAAUUGGGUUCUACAAGCGGUACUGCGACAUACUCGGAGUGAGCUAUGGCGACAAUCUCGACUGCGGCAACCAAAGGCCAUUCGGCAACUCAAUGGAGUACUACAGCUCAAUGAAAUAAACUAGUCUUACUUUGGGCUGUGUACCAAAUGCAAUAAAUUAUCUCUGCAUCUAUGAGAUUUUGCUUAUGUCUACGCUGGCAUGAAUAAAACAUUAGCCAUAUAUGAUGGUCAAUGAUCCUAUGGUAAAGUUACCAUCAUAA